AUGACAGUCCGUCUACAGGAAUGUCGACUCAUCUUUCUUCUUGCUCUCUUUAUGACUUUUAACCAACCAGGAAGCUCCAUGGCCGAUUACCGCUGGAGGAGUUUACUAUCACCUCAUGAAAUAAAUGGGCGGAAUAAGUCGUCUACAGACCUACAGAAACCUUUGUUGAAACCUGGGGAACAGAACCUGUUAGGCUUUGUCAAUGUCAAAUCCAAAAACACACAUCACGAAACAGAGAGAAAGCUCUUCUUAUCUCAAAUCGCCAGCGUAUACAUUCGAAAAGCUGAUUCAAACACCGAAGAAACUGACAAAUUUAAAGUAAACGUCUCGAUUUGUUCAGCUCUGCUUUUUGCUCCACAGUAUCUUCUUACAGCGGCACACUGUUUAUUAGAAGUAGACGGUGAACCCCUAUAUAAACAGAAAGUUGGCCAUUGGAUUCGGCAAGAGUUCUAUAGUCCAUAUGAAAUUCACGUACGAUUCGGUACUGAAUCAUCAUGUCGAGACUAUAUUGUAAAUGGAAUUAUGCUAUACAGGGAGAUCUACCAAUUCCACUUAAGCGACGUAGUUUUGUUGAGGCUCUCUAAACCGGUCCAACUACCACCCGGAAUCGAACCAAUCCGUUUACCUCCACCUUUUGUAAAGUUCUCAACUGGUAAGGAAUGCCUUGUUGUCGGCUGGGAACGUAAGAAGACAGGUACAGGCGCGUUUUCUCCAGUCUUAAGGGUGUACAAUGUUUAUUUGAGUCUAUUUAAAUCCUAUUUUGAUAUUAGGAAACGAAUGAAUCCAUAUUUGAUCUACACGAGUUCUGCUUUAAAUGAAACUGAAUUACAAGGAGGCGGUGGAGGUCUACUUUGUAAAUUUCGACAAAGUGAUGGACACUAUUUUCUUUACGGCGUCAGCACCUUCCGUACACCUCGAGAUUCUGCUUCCUUUACCUACGUACCCAAUUUACUUUACUGGAUUAAAUUGAGCACUGGUCUAUCACACUGA
Rodentolepis nana is the source of this 990-nucleotide messenger RNA. Lineage: Eukaryota; Metazoa; Platyhelminthes; Cestoda; Cyclophyllidea; Hymenolepididae. The record is from the annotation of a GenBank genome assembly.